GACCACUACUUCCAUGAUGAAGGCUUUCUCCGUUGUGUGAAGACUUGGUGUGUAUAUCAUCAAAUUGUACGACAAGUCGAAGUCUCGUUGCUAUCUAUUAUAAGCAUUUUCAUCAAGUGUAGUAAAAUGGACGCCCGUCUCCAGUCUCUUUUACAAGAGACUACCAGUAUCCGCAAGACUUGCACCCAUGCUGAAGCUGUCGGCGCCUCCUUGAUUGCGGUUUUCGAAUACGCGGUUGAAGCUUUGAGACAACAAGUAGUUCAUGGAGAAGAUGACGAGUUCAGUAAGAAGAAGAGAUCCCCUGAAGAAAUCGACUUGGAUUUCUGUGAUAGAGAGCUGGCGGCAUUUGAGGAGUUAUUGCUGACAAACGAAGCUGGUGAAGAUGUCGUUUCGGAGGACGAGGAAGGCGAAGACCAUGAUGAAGCAGAAGAUGAUCAUAACGACGAUACUGCAGGUUCUACAUCAAAUAUUCGUAAAAAGUCCUCAAAAAAGAACGACAAGGAGAAGGAAGUGACCAACGAAAUUAUGUCGAUAUUGAACACGGGGUGUGGGAUGAUAUUAAGCGAAGAUCACGAUUCAUCUGGUGACGGAGCUUCAAAACAAGAGCCUGUGCCUCCUGAGCCACGUGGCUUCGUCCGGAACCGCCCAGUGGGUAUGGAAGCAAAUGGCACAAGGACAAGACGGCUACUGAGCGAAACGACAACAAGAUUUACUGACUUCUUUAAGGCUAUUGGUUCGUAGAUGAAAACUAUACUCGAGCCAGCUCGAGGAAAGAUGUUCUAGCAGAAUCUUUCCAGGCAAAUAAUCACGCUUGUUGCAUUUUCAUCUCGCUAGUAAUCCUUUACUGAACUAUAGUUAGCAACCAUAACCAAUACCGGUUAACUUUUCCCUCAGGAUCCUACUCGUCCUAGGUUAAUUGUCCGUUCAGUCAAUCAAGGUCUACUACAACGAACUACUAGUAACAUGAUCGACACCAGUGUCGUUCUUCUUCUAAUCGGCUAGCCGGAGAAACCUUGAAGAAGGACUACGUUUUCGAUAAGCUAAUGGACGUAGUGGACUCGGACGAGCGACCUCUAAAAGCAGACCUCCACUUCUUAUCACGACACUUUGCGAAAUACAAACCGAAGCCAGAACUAAUCAGACCAGGCGAGGUAGAGGUCGUAAAUAACGUACUAUCGCAGAGGGUUCAUGGCACCAGGAGAAAUGACGGAAAGUCCUCGGCUGAUGGUGGCACAGGAGGAAGCUCCAGGAGUGCAACAACUUGUUCUCAAAAAUCGGCCGUGGUGAACAAAGAUGAACAAGAAGUCCCCAUACCACCUGCUGAGGAAGAAGAGGAUGACAAUGCCAUCGUCGUCACAAAAAUAGUUCCUAAAACGACAAAUAAGACUCCUGCGUCAAAUGAUGCCGAACAAGCUGGACAACAAGCAUCUACUUCUACCACCUAUCCUUCUGACGCUAGUAGUAGUACAAGAACCGCAAAGCAGGAACAAGAUUCGAAGCUUCCUCCUGUCAGUAGAGGUGGUUUUGUCGUAACAAAACGCGGCGGCGGUGGACCGAAGAUAGCACCUCUAGGAAAAGUAGUGGUUCUCAAUAGUAGCACUCCUGGCUCUGUGUCUGGUCCUAAAGUUGAGGCAAAAACCUCGACAAAAGAUGGUGUGGAGGACGAUUAUGACGAGGAUGAAAAAGCUACUCCUACUUCGUCUACUGAGCGUGAAGAACAACGUGACCACAAGGUGGAUUCUUCAAGAUGUUCUUCUCGAGAUAGAAGUGCCAGCAGAAGAGACGACUACAAGAAAAGCUCCACUUCUAGUAAGCGAGAUAGACGCUCGCCCCGCUCGUCUAGAAGCAGGUCUCCUGGUGCUAGGCCAAGUCGAUCCCGGAGUCGAGGUAGAGGCAAGAAAGAAACCUGCUCUUCGCGGAGAAGUGAGUCAAGAGAUCGAACGACAACUCGGAGUAAAAAAGAAACGGCCCCCUCCAGACGGAAAGAUUAUCUUUAAGGCUCCUCGUCGAUGCAAUUCAUUUCCAAGGGUCAUUUUCAUCUUCGGUCGUUUCCUUCCUCGUAGGAUCUUCAUUCUUAAGAAACGAGAAGGCAAUGGCAAGACGAAGUGAAUUGUUUUGCGCUCUAUUAAGAUAGAAGGAGGAGCGAGUCGAGGUCAAGAAGCAAAUCGCCGGAUCGCGAUCGUCAUAGUUCUAGAAACGGCGCUACUACUUCUAGACGUAAGUCAACAGGUUCAUCUCGCUCUCCUGCACGUGGCAAAACUAGAGACUCACGAACACGCGAUCGCCGAGCGAGAGUUAGAGAUACGCGGGACGAUAGGGAUAGUCGUAGUCGUAGAGAUCGGCGAAGUGAAAGUCGGCCUAGAAGUCGGCGGAGAUGAUGGUGAAGGAUCAACAUAUUGACGCCUUGAUCUGUUUCUUGCCCACGACGCCUUGACCUAUUCAUAAUUCCCCUAUAGGUGUCACAUCUCCUGAUUCAGAUUCUGAUAUGUACACUCCCUACGAAUCUUGCCAAGGGACUCAUAUAAAAAUGUUGUCACUGUUCAUCCAUAUUUAUCACAAUUCUCGAAGACUUCGCUCGUCGGUCUCGCUUCUGAUACUGUACACGGUACGCGGUGGUCGUUG
Amoebophrya sp. A25 is the source of this 2622-nucleotide messenger RNA. The record is from the annotation of a GenBank genome assembly. NCBI's taxonomy places the organism in Eukaryota, Dinophyceae, Syndiniales, Amoebophryaceae.